This is a messenger RNA of Cucumis sativus (cucumber), 3711 nucleotides long. RefSeq names its product G-type lectin S-receptor-like serine/threonine-protein kinase SD2-2. Gene Ontology annotation, biological process: protein phosphorylation; recognition of pollen. The coding region runs from base 301 to 2778 and encodes 825 amino acids. The transcript has a single exon. Lineage: Eukaryota; Viridiplantae; Streptophyta; Magnoliopsida; Cucurbitales; Cucurbitaceae. Gene Ontology annotation, molecular function: protein serine/threonine kinase activity; ATP binding. The record is from RefSeq and is a predicted model, not a curated record.
UAAAUGAAUAAUUAAGUAUCAUUUCAGUCAAAUAAAUUAACUAAAACCCAACACUUAUAAGUUUAGAAACAAGAAGUGAGGCUUCUUUUUUUUUGUUUUUUGAAGGUUAGAAGAUAACCUUGAAAAAGAAGAGGAAGAACAUCACAUCCCAUAUCUAUGUAAUAUGUAAUAUGUAAUAUGUAAUAUGUUAGACUUCAAAAACCGGGGGCUCAGUUUUUAUUAUAAACAAUUAAUUACAAAUAUCCAAACCCCCAAUUUAAUUUCCAUGCCUUUCAGCCGCCGACCUCUCAUUUCUUAACCAUGUCUCUCGCCGUCGCUUUCUCCGCCCUCUUCCUUCUCUUCUUCCCAUCUCCGGCCGCAGCCCAGUCUCCGAAACCCACCAAUUUCUCUGCCUUCUCUAUCUCCCAAUCUCCAUGGCGACCCUCCCACAAUCUCCUUCUCCUCUCCCCCAACUCCCUUUUCGCCGCCGGCUUCCGCCCACUACCCAACAACUCCAAUCUCUUCAUCUUCUCCGUUUGGUACUUCAACAUCUCAACAGACAAUAUCGUCUGGUCCGCCAACCGUCUUCAUCCCGUCACCCGUUCAGCGGCUCUGGUCAUCACAGCCACCGGCCAGCUCCGUCUCAACGACGCCUCCGGUCGCAAUCUCUGGCCUUCCAACAAUGUCUCUGCCAAUUCAAAUUCGACCCGAUUAAUCCUUCGCGACGAUGGUGAUUUGAUUUACGGAACAUGGGAAAGCUUCCAAUUCCCCACCAAUACUAUCUUGCCUAAUCAGACAUUGAAUGGAACCACCAUCAUCUCUAACAACGGCAAAUAUUCGUUUGUGAAUUCUGUUAAUUUGACGUUUGGAACAGAGAGGUAUUGGUGGACUGAUAACCCUUUCAAGAAUUUCGAAAAUACAGGUCAAAUCAACAGAGAUAAUCAAAACCCAAUUUACCCUACUGAUUUUAAUUCGACCCGGCUCCGGAAAUUGGUUGUUGACGAUGAUGGGAACCUCAAGAUUUUGAGCUUCAACCCCAAUUCUCCGAGGUGGGAUAUGGUUUGGCAAGCACAUGUAGAGUUGUGUCAAAUCUUUCGUACUUGCGGCCCAAAUUCUGUCUGUAUGAGUAGUGGCAGUUACAAUUCCACUUACUGUGUCUGUGCUCCUGGAUUCAGCCCCGAUCCUCGCGGUGGAGCACGUCAAGGAUGCAACCGGAAACUCAACGUAUCGAACAAAUCCAAAUUUCUACAACUGGAUUUUGUGAAUUUUAGAGGUGGGGCUAAUCAAAUCUUCAUGGAAACCCCAAAUAUUUCAGUCUGUCAAGCGAAUUGUUUGAAGAAUUCGAGCUGUGUGGGCUAUACAUUCAGUUUCGAGGGCAACGACCAGUGUGUGCUUCAGCUAGACAUUUUGUCGAACGGGUUCUGGUCGCCUGGGAUGAAGACGGCUGCCUUUGUGAAGGUCGAUAAUUCGGAAACAGAUCAGUCAAAUUUCACCGGAAUGAUGUACAAACUCCAAACCACAUGUCCAGUUCACAUCAGUCUCCGGCCACCACCGGAUAAUAAAGACAAUACCACCAGGAACAUAUGGAUAAUCGUCACCAUAUUCAUAGCCGAACUAAUCUCCGGGGCGGUUUUCUUCUGUGCAUUCUUGAAGAGAUUUAUCAAAUACAGAGACAUGGCUCGCACGCUUGGUUUCGAAUCACUACCCGCCGGUGGACCGAAGCGGUUCAGCUACGACGAGCUGAAGAUUGCCACCAACGACUUCUCAAAUCCCGUUGGAAAAGGUGGAUUCGGCGAAGUCUUCAAAGGGGAAUUGCCGGACAAACGUGUUAUCGCCGUGAAAUGCCUGAAAAACGUCUCUGGCGGCGAUGGGGACUUUUGGGCGGAAGUCACCGUUAUCGCCAGAAUGCACCAUCUCAACUUGCUCAGAUUGUGGGGAUUCUGUGCCGAAAAGGGUCAAAGAAUGUUAGUCUACGAGUACAUCCCCAAUGGAUCUCUCGACAAAUUCCUCUUCGUCAAAUCUUCGUUCUCUGAUUCGAUAGAGAUAGAUGGAGAAAACCCAUUGCUGGAUUGGGGAAUCCGUUAUAGAAUCGCCAUUGGAGUUGCAAGAGCAAUCGCGUACUUGCACGAGGAAUGCCUGGAAUGGGUAUUGCAUCGAGACAUAAAGCCCGAAAAUAUCCUUCUAGACAACGAUUUCUGCCCGAAACUAGCGGAUUUUGGGUUGUCGAAACUAAAGGAAAACGACGGAACAGCGGUGAGUAUGUCUCGGAUCAGAGGCACCCCCGGUUAUGUGGCACCGGAGCUAGUAAAAUUGGGUUCAAAUUCAAUCACGCCGAAAGCAGAUGUGUAUAGUUUCGGAAUGGUGCUGCUGGAGAUUAUCAGUGGGACCAGGAAUUUCGAUACAAAAGAAGGAUCGACAGUUGAGAGCGCGUUUUGGUACUUUCCGAGCUGGGCAUUCGAAAAAGCGUUUGUGGAAGAGAAGAUUGAAGAAGUUUUAGACAGCCGGAUCAGGAAUGAGUACGAUAGUGGAGGCCAUUUUGCGAUUGUUAACCGUAUGGUGCAAACGGCAAUGUGGUGCCUUCAGAGCCAGCCGGAGAUGAGACCAUCGAUGGGGAAAGUGGUGAAGAUGUUGGAAGGGAAGUUGGAGAUUCCAAACCCAGAAAAGCCCUCCAUUUACUUUCUCUCAGAAGGACAGGAAGGUCCUAAACAUCAAAUAGCCAUGGUGGUCGAUUCUGUAGAUUCCAUGGAUUCUGACUUUCCUCCAGCUGAAUACAGCUCAACUAGUCUAAGUUUCGGGUAACUUUUCCCCCAUCUCAAUCUUUUGACCUUUAACAUUCUUUUUUCUUAAAAUGUUUAGAAUCCAUAAUCUAAUUUUUUUGUAAUCAAGCUUAUUGUCACUGUCACACUGUAUAUGGAAAUAUUCUUACUUUCAUUUUAAAACUUUAAAAACAAGUUUGAAAUAUCUUUUAAAUUUGAAAUGCAUAUUUUUAACAAUAUUUUCCUUUAGGCUUUAAAUCACUUUGUUGAGUCUUUGAUGUAAUCUUUUAAUUUUGAGACUUGUACUUUUACUCCAAGUUUAUGUCUUAUUUGGUUGUUUGUUGAAAAUUUCUUUUUGGAAAUGUUGAACUGAUGAAAGAAAAUUUGAAAGUAUCUACAAAAGAAGAGAAAACAAAACAAAGAGGAUAUUUUGCCAGGGUUGUCAAGGAAAAAUCCAAAACCCAUGAGAAUGCCCAAGCUCCAGGGUAUUGGGAUAUACAUGUGCCUCCCAAAGGAAAAAAAAAAAAAAUUAACAUUCCAAUAAGGACAAUCAAUUAUGCCGGUAGAAACACAUCAAUCAACAAAUAACUAUGUUGCACUCGAUUUGACAUCCUACAACCUUGAGUAUCAUCAUUGUUACUUGUAAUCGGAGGUGAGUAUUAAACGUGAAGUUUAUAAAUAGCUUCAUUCGAUGACUUUCAAAAGUAGAUCGUAAGUAAUCUUCAAAAGAGAGUCGUGACCUUACCUUUUAUGUGCUUAACUGAAUUAGACACUAUUUACUGUAAUUUAUACAUCAUAGUGUGGUAGGUUCCACAUCACACCUGUAUAAGAAUCUCUAACACAAUUCAACUCCACACAUGACCAUUAAAUUCAUUCAAAGUGAACAAAUUUGAAGACAACUUGUAUAGAUAUCAUUGCUCAAAUUUAUCAUCUCAAGCCUAUAGUGAAAUUGACCUUUGGUCUACUUCUAGUCUAA